UCUUACAAUAAAAAAUUUUUGUUUUGUAAGGCACAAUUUUGAAGUGUGAAGUGGACCUAACCUAACAUGUCUAACUUCCUGUCUUUUCCUUACGGAAUACUCCUUGUGGCAUCACGACGUUGACACGUAAUUCAACCACAACGUUAAAAUGUCAGGAGAUAUAGAAGCGUUAGCCCUCAAAGAGGAUGACGUUACCAAGAUGUUGGCAGCAAGUACUCACAUUGGUAGCGAAAAUGUCAACUUCCAAAUGGAACAGUACGUUUACAAGCGUCGUGUCGAUGGCACUGGCGUAAACAUAAUCAACCUAAGAAGAACAUGGGAGAAGCUCUUGCUCGCUGCACGAGCAAUCGUUGCCAUCGAACAUGCCAGCGAAGUUUUCGUCAUCAGUGGCCGGCCCUAUGGACAAAGAGCAGUCCUUAAAUUCGCCAACCACACCGGCGCAACACCAAUUGCUGGCCGUUUCACUCCUGGUGCCUUUACCAAUCAGAUCCAGGCUGCCUUCAGGGAACCACGUCUCUUGAUUGUUACCGACCCAGCAACAGAUCAUCAGCCAAUCACUGAAGCAAGUUACGUUAACAUUCCCGUUAUCGCUUUCUGCAACACAGACUCGCCUCUGCGAUUCGUUGACAUUGCAAUUCCAUGCAACAACAAGAGUACACACAGCAUUGGUCUUUUGUGGUGGCUUUUGGCUCGUGAAGUUCUCCGACUUCGCGGAUCCAUUCCCCGUGAGACCAAGUGGGAUGUUGUCGUUGAUCUCUUCUUCUACAGAGACCCGGAAGAGGCUGAGAAGGAAGAACAAGCGGCCAAGGAACUUCCAGCUCCACCACCAAAGGAAUUCGCAGCUGCGGAGCCCUCAACGACUACUGAUGGUUGGGGCAAUGACGCAGACACAAAUGUGAAUGUCACCGAGAACUGGGCUGACGAUGGUGCCCCAGUUGCACCAGCCGUUGUUCCAGCAGCCGGUGCUCCAACUGCCUUCGCUCCGAGUGGCGACUGGGCCUCCCAGGUUCCUGGACAAGAAGACUGGGCGCCAGCUCCACAGGCUGCAGCUCCAGUUACCAGCUGGGGUGGAGGUACCACUGAUAAGUGGUAAAACACAUUCUCUAUGGGGCUUAAACUUCUCUUAAAAUAAGGUGUGACCUUGUACAGGGAUUUUAAUAAAACGUGAAACCUCA
This is a messenger RNA of Belonocnema kinseyi, 1175 nucleotides long. RefSeq names its product 40S ribosomal protein SA (gene sta). Gene Ontology annotation, cellular component: ribosome; 90S preribosome; cytosolic small ribosomal subunit. Lineage: Eukaryota; Metazoa; Arthropoda; Insecta; Hymenoptera; Cynipidae. Gene Ontology annotation, molecular function: structural constituent of ribosome. The transcript is spliced from 6 exons. Gene Ontology annotation, biological process: ribosomal small subunit assembly; cytoplasmic translation. The record is from RefSeq and is a predicted model, not a curated record. The coding region runs from base 149 to 1093 and encodes 314 amino acids.